GCACUCAUGCGAAUAUUUUUAGUCUCAAGAAAACUGCAUAUAAUAUUCCAUUAGACACCAGUACUGUAACUGGCCCAUAAAACUCUUAAAAGAAUUCCAUUAUGCAACAUUGUUUAUUGCGAUUGGAGAUAACCUCUCUGGUUAUUCAGUUCAUGUAUACAUGUGGUAUCGACAUUAGUGCCAAUUUUGUGCUCCGGUGAAAUUGAUUUACAUGUCUCAAGUAUUAUGUGCUGAAGUAGUGUAAUGCGAUAUUUGUGAUUAGAUUAUACUGUGGAAUCAGCUGGCUUGAAAAGGAUUUGAUAUUUCAAGGACGGCCCUGUAACUGGGAGGUGUAAGAUUGUAGACGAUGAUACAAAGCAGAGGCUUCACAUUUCGCACAUGCAGUCAUUUGAUUAGGAAAAAAUACUACGUGGUGUCUCGUAAUGCUUCCAGUGCAUUGCCUGAACUAACAUCGGUCAGGUAUAAAGUUGAGCGAGGACCUUAUGCUACAUUGACUGAUGGUCAUGUCAAUUUUUUUACUAAUCUUCUGGAUCAGAAUAGAGUCGUCACUGAUCCGGACGAAUGUGAAGGCUACAAUGUUGACUGGGUCAAAAUGGUCAGAGGAAAAAGUAGGCUUGUCUUGAAGCCUAAAUCAACGGAGGAAGUUUCAGCAAUUUUAAAAUAUUGUAAUGAGAAUCGACUAGCUGUUUGUCCUCAAAGUGGAAACACUGGUCUUGUAGGUGGAAGUGUUCCAGUUUUUGAUGAGAUAGUUCUUUCUAUGCGCCUGAUGAACAGCAUCAUCGACACUGACGAAAUGGCUGGUGUAGUGGUUUGCCAAGCAGGCUGUAUUCUCCAAAGUUUGGAAGAACACAUGCACAAAGUGGGCUUAAUUAUGCCUCUGGAUUUAGGCGCAAAGGGUAGUUGUUUGAUUGGUGGUUGUGUUUCUACCAACGCUGGUGGUUUGAGGCUUCUCAGAUACGGAAAUCUACAUGGAAAUGUUCUAGGACUUGAGGCUGUUAAAGCCAAUGGGGAAGUUCUAAAUUGUUUAAACACCUUAAAGAAAGACAAUACCGGCUACCAUUUGAAACAUUUGUUUAUUGGUUCCGAGGGAACGUUGGGUAUCGUCACAAAAGUUGCGAUUCAAUGUCCACCUUCUCCAAAAGCGACAAACGUUGCAUUUUUAGGCCUAGACAGUUUCGACAGUGUGUUAAAAACAUAUUGCUCAGCGAAAGCCAAUUUGGGGGAAAUACUUUCUUCUUGUGAAAUGAUUGACAAGCUUUCGCUAGAGGUAUGCACCAAGUAUCUUCAUUUGCAAAAUCCUAUAACAUCCGGAGGUGAUGGCCAUAAUUUCUACAUGCUAAUUGAAACGGCUGGAAGUCAUCUUGCUCACGAUGAAGAGAAGUUAAAUGCUUUCGUAGAAAAAGCGAUGAACGAAGGAAUCAUCGCUGACGGUACCUUAUCCUCUGAACCAUCAAAAAUGCAGAACAUGUGGGCACUCAGAGAACGAAUUACUGAGGGCAUUAUGCACGAAGGUUACGUAUUUAAAUACGAUGUUUCCUUACCUCUUAAAGAUUUUUACAAAAUUAUCGAAGCUCUUAGAGAACGUUUAAAGAGCCCGGAAAUUCGAAGAAUUAGUGGAUACGGACAUAUAGGUGAUGGAAAUAUUCAUGUGCAAGUUGCUACGAAGGAAUACAAUGAUGAAAUUGCUGCUCAAUUGGAGCCUUUUAUUUUCGAAUAUGUUUCAAAACUUCAUGGAAGUGUGAGUGCAGAACAUGGAAUUGGCUUCAAAAAAACAAAGUUCCUGCACUACAGUAAAGAUGCUUCUGUCAUUUCACUCAUGAAGCAGAUCAAAAGAAUGAUGGAUCCUAACCAUAUUUUAAAUCCGUACAAAGUUCUACAUCCUUUGUAAAAAUGUAGUUUAAUUUUUAUAGAGCGUUCAGUUUUGAAUUUUUUUUUUAUUUCUACAAGGGACUUAGUGCAAAUUUUUAUUUUUUAUAGAGAAAAGAAGAGAUUUUUUUACCUGUAUUUAGAAAUUUCCUAUAAAAAAUAUUAUAUUUAAGAUGGUAAUAUGAAAAUAGGGUUACAUAAUAGUCACUCAAAUUAAAUGAAGAGAAAUUCUAGAUUACCAACGGAAUCUGAAAAAUGGUAUUCCAUAAUUAUUAUAAAUAUUCAGAGUUUUUAAAAUAGUGCGCAUUACAAUAAAUUGUAUUUUUCUGAAUAUAUGAAAUAAUCUGAUACAAAGACUGAGUAAUUGAACAUCAAUAACGUGUCAUAAUAAGUUGUAAUAAACAAAAAAUAUAUUUUUGGUUGUAUAGAUAGUCUAUUUGUAAUAAAAAAAGUUAUUAUUUCUAA
Molecule: messenger RNA, 2331 nt
Organism: Belonocnema kinseyi
Lineage: Eukaryota; Metazoa; Arthropoda; Insecta; Hymenoptera; Cynipidae
Gene: D2hgdh
Product: D-2-hydroxyglutarate dehydrogenase, mitochondrial
Exons: 9
Coding region: 347-1888 (513 amino acids)
Cellular component (GO): mitochondrion
Molecular function (GO): FAD binding; catalytic activity
Source: RefSeq, a predicted model, not a curated record